This is a messenger RNA of Mixia osmundae IAM 14324, 1752 nucleotides long. RefSeq lists its product as uncharacterized. Gene Ontology annotation, biological process: glutamyl-tRNA aminoacylation. Bases 22 to 1752 code for a protein of 576 amino acids. NCBI's taxonomy places the organism in Eukaryota, Fungi, Basidiomycota, Mixiomycetes, Mixiales, Mixiaceae. The transcript is spliced from 13 exons. The record is from RefSeq and is a predicted model, not a curated record. Gene Ontology annotation, molecular function: zinc ion binding; glutamate-tRNA ligase activity; ATP binding.
CGUUGGUCGACCGACAGGCGCAUGACAGCUUUGCGUGCCUUUGCAGAGCUACGAAGUGCCCUGAUCGCUGCUCCCCGAGCUCAGUCGCUCAGGACGCCCAGCAGAAAGCGGUUGUGCGUUCGUUGUGCUUCGAGCGACACACAACAAGCACAAGCUCCUCGACUCAGAUUUGCGCCCUCGCCCACUGGUUUCCUCCAUCUGGGUGGCCUCAGAUCUGCACUGUUCAAUCAUCUGCUAGCAAGAAAGCUAGGCGGGGCUUGGAUUCUGCGAAUAGAAGACACGGAUAGAAAUAGAUUCGUGGAAGGCGCAGCAGACAGCUUGACUGAGAUCCUACAAUGGGCGAGGCUCGACUAUGACGAGGGACCGUCACGCGGAGGCCCCCACGCGCCUUAUACUCAAUCAGAAAGGAAGCAGAUCUACGCUCGAUACGCUGAAGAGCUCGUCUCGGCCGGUCACGCGUAUGCUUGUUUUUGCGACCCACCCAUAGCGUCUGCGCAGAGCAAGCAUGCUCCACCUAAUGUGUGCUCUGGCGAGUGCGCGCAGCUUUCGUCAGACGCUCUUGCAGCAAAGAGCAGCUGCAAAGCGCCAGCGGCCAUACGCUUAAAAAUUGGUCCAGAGGGCUUGCCGAGGUCGUUUGAAGAUCUCGUGUAUGGCAAGAUCAAUCUUCCUGCCAAAGCCGGGCAAGAUCGCGACUUUGUCAUUAUCAAGCGAGAUGGCUUUCCGACAUACCACUUUGCCAACGUUAUUGACGAUCAUCUCAUGCAGAUCACUCACGUCCUACGAGGCGAGGAAUGGAUACCGUCGACGAGCAAGCACCUUGCUAUAUACGAUGCUUUCGGUUGGCAAGCACCUAGAUAUGCGCAUAUGCCAAUACUUGUCACUUCGGAAGGCAAAAAGCUCAGCAAGCGAUCCGGUCAUGUGCGCGUUGAAGAUUACAGAGCGGAAGGGUAUGAGCCUGAAGCAGUACUCAACGCUGUUGCUCUGCUCGGUGCAUCUUGGCAAGACGCCCCGCCCGAAAGUCGCUACGGGCUCCAAACGAGCGACAUCAUGACGAUGCAAGAGAUGAUCUCAAAGUUUGCCAUCGAGAACGUCAACAAGCAUCGUUCGGCCUUUUCGCCCGGCCAACUCGACUUUCUGAACAGACAUCAUCUGAUCCUGAAGUGCGCGUCUGACGGGACACUGACUGAGAUGGCCGAGCGACUCCUACCGGACUUGCAAGAAGCUUUUCCCUCUAGUCCGCUGAUGGAAAUCGCCUACAUCAAGGACGUCAUCGUUGCUUUGAAGGAAAGGAUUAACCGACUCAAAGAUGUCGCCAUCAUGGGCCCCUAUUUCUUCUCCGAGCCAGACUACACCGUUCCUGCAGCCAAAGCGAUGCUACGCAAGACAUCAGAAGAGCACUACAGAUCGGCAUGCGAAGCUACAUAUGAGAGGCUAUCCUCGAUGACGCCAGCUGAGUGGACGGCAGAUCGACUUAGUGCAGCUCUGGCUGCAGUGACCCAGGACGAGCCAGGCCUGCAGAUCGGGUUGCCUCUCAGACACGCGCUCACUGCAGCAAAGAUCGGUCCGCCUGUCGCCAUCGUAAUGGCAACAUUAGGUCAAGAGACUAGUCUGGCAAGGCUAGAGCGAGCAGCGCAUACAAAGUGGACAACGCCAGCCGAGGAUCGUCUAGCUCAGAUCCUCGCAUCAUGCGAUACAAAACAAGCUAAGGGUGUCCAAAAAAAAGUCCAUGUCCUGCGCGCGAGAGGUCCAUAA